GAAAACAGAGAAAAAGAGCUUGGCACUCUCUGUUUCCAAGGGGCGUCAGAGACAAGUGAAGGGUCCAAACUGAGAACAACCCGACCGAGUCCUCCAAGUCAUCCGAUGAAGCUUUACGCAUCAAGCCCCUGAGAUUUUUACAUAUAGGGAAGAGAUCCUUAAACACUUCUCGCACUUGUCGAGUUCAAAAUGGAAGGUGUGGAUAUUUACAGAGCGAGUAGGAGCCUCCGGGCAAACAGUACUUCGAUGUGGAGGAGCACUGUGUCGGAGGCGUUCUCAAUAUCGUCACGCGAAGAAAAUGAUGAGGAAGCUCUGACAUGGGCUGCACUGGAGAAGCUUCCCACUUUCGAUCGUUUGAGGAGAGGAAUUUUGACGUCGGCACUUGGCGGAGCCAGUGAAGUCGGCAUCAAUGAUCUCGGGGCUCAUGAAAGGAGGAACCUGAUGGAGAGGCUGGUGAGGGUUGCGGAGGAAGACAACGAGAAGUUCCUGAUGAAGUUCAAGAACAGACUUGACAGAGUUGGGAUCAAAUUGCCAACAAUUGAAGUCAGGUUCGAGCAUCUGAACGUCGGGGCCGAUGCUUAUGUAGGAAGCCGAGCUUUGCCUACUUUUGCUAAUUUCACUGCUAACAUUGUGGAGGGCUUUUUGAAUUUCUUCCAUGUACUACCAAGCAAGAAAAAACGUCUCUGUGUCCUUCAGGACAUUAGCGGGAUAAUCAAGCCUUGCCGGAUGACAUUGCUACUAGGCCCUCCGAGUUCAGGGAAGACUACUCUCUUAUUGGCCUUGGCAGGAAAGCUCGAUCCCGAAUUAAAGACUUCGGGAACAGUUACUUACAAUGGUCAUGGCCUAAACGAGUUUGUGCCUCAAAGAACUGCUGCCUACAUCAGUCAACAUGACCUGCAUAUUGGAGAGAUGACUGUCAGAGAAACUCUGGCUUUCUCUGCAAGAUGUCAAGGAGUUGGGACCCGAUAUGAUAUGUUAGCGGAGUUGAUAAGAAGAGAGAAAGCCGCCGGUAUAAUACCGGAUUCUGAUCUUGAUAUGUACAUGAAGGCUUCAGCAACGGAAGGUCAAGAGGCGAAUAUCAUCACAGAUUACAUUCUCAAGAUUCUAGGACUGGAAGUAUGUGCAGAUACGAUGGUUGGGAAUGAAAUGCUACGAGGCAUCUCUGGCGGACAAAGAAAACGGGUCACCACAGGUGAGAUGCUUGUGGGACCGGCGAAGGCUCUAUUCAUGGAUGAGAUAUCGACUGGUCUAGACAGUUCGACAACCUACCAACUUGUCAACUCGAUCAGACAAUCUGUCCACAUCCUCGAUGGAACUGCUCUCAUCUCCCUGCUGCAGCCGGCUCCUGAGACUUACGAUCUCUUUGAUGACAUCAUUCUCCUUUCCGAUGGUCAAAUUGUUUAUCAGGGUCCCCGUGAGCUAGUCCUUGAUUUCUUUGAGUCCAUGGGCUUCAGGUGUCCUGAGAGAAAAGGAGUGGCUGAUUUCUUGCAAGAGGUAACAUCGAGGAAGGAUCAGCAGCAGUACUGGGCUCGCAAAGACGAGCCAUACAGUUUCAUCUCGGUUAAAGAAUUUGCUGAAGCAUUUCAAUCUUUCCAUGUGGGGAGGAAGCUCGGUGAGGAGCUUGCAACUGCAUACGAUCGCAGCAAGAACCACCCGGCCGCCUUGACAACCAAGAAGUAUGGUGUUGAGCAGAAGGAUCUCCUGAAAGCGUGCUUUUCUCGAGAACUCCUUCUCAUGAAGAGGAACUCAUUCGUCUAUAUCUUCAAGCUUGUUCAGAUUACAAUGGUGGCUCUGAUAACAAUGACGCUUUUCCUAAGGACCAAGAUGCACCGGGAUUCGGUAGCAGAUGGGGGAAUUUACGUGGGAGCUUUAUUCUUCACUGUGGUAAUGGCCUUGUACAAUGGAAUGGCCGAGCUCUCAAUGACCAUCGUGAAGCUCCCAGUGUUUUACAAGCAGCGGGACUUCCUCUUCUAUCCUGCCUGGGCCUAUGCUCUUCCCACAUGGAUCCCGAAGAUACCAAUCUCUUUCGUUGAAGCGGGCGUGUGGGUGUGCCUCACCUACUACGUAAUUGGAUAUGAUCCAAACAUCGAAAGAUUUUUCAGGCAUUACGUUGUGCUGGUGCUCAUAAACCAGAAAGCUUCUGCAUUGUUCCGCUUGAUAGCAGCAGUUGGCAGGAACAUGAUCAUCGCGAAUACCUUUGGCUCCUUUUCAAUUCUCACUCUCUUUGCAUUUAGCGGCGUCGUUCUUUCGAGAGUGGAUGUGAAGAAAUGGUGGAUAUGGGGCUACUGGUCAUCACCUCUGAUGUAUGGGCAGAACGCGAUAGUCGUGAACGAGUUCUUCGGAAAAAGCUGGAGCCAUAUUCCUCUGGGCACAAAUGAGACGCUAGGAAUUCAAGUCCUCAAAGCCCGGGGCUUCUUCCCGCAUGCGUAUUGGUACUGGAUAGGUGUUGGGGCUCUGAUCGGAUUCAUCUUACUUUUCAACCUCGUGUUUACUCUUGCUCUCACUUAUCUUAACCCAUAUGGAAAGCUUCAGGCUGUAAAGUCAGAGGAACCGACCAAUGAAGAUAAUGACCACAGAGUUGGAGGAUCAAUACAGAUGUCAGCCCGUGGAGAUGGGUCUAGUUGGAAAUCGAGAUCAGGUAAAGAAGAAAAAUUUGAGAACAGGAAAAGAGGAAUGGUUCUUCCCUAUGAGCAGCAUGCCAUAACUUUUAAUGACAUCACGUAUUCUGUUGAUAUGCCUCCGGAGAUGAAGAAUCAGGGAGUCCUAGAGGACAAACUGGUGCUCCUAAAAGGUGUGAGCGGUGCCUUUAGGCCCGGAGUCCUUACGGCCUUGAUGGGUGUGAGCGGUGCAGGCAAAACCACUCUAAUGGAUGUGCUUGCCGGUCGAAAAACCGGAGGAUACAUCGAUGGAAACAUAACUAUUUCUGGAUAUCCAAAGAAACAGGAAACUUUUGCUCGGAUUUCGGGUUAUUGUGAGCAGAAUGACAUCCACUCUCCUCAGGUCACAGUCUACGAGUCCUUGCUGUACUCUGCCUGGCUCCGUCUACCCCCUGAGGUCGACAGUUCAACCCGACAGAUGUUCAUUGAGGAAGUCAUGGAGCUUGUUGAGCUAAAUCCGUUGAGGCAAGCAUUGGUUGGUUUACCAGGCGUUAGUGGUCUUUCGACUGAACAGCGGAAGAGGCUGACAAUUGCAGUCGAACUGGUGGCAAACCCAUCCAUAAUUUUCAUGGAUGAGCCCACAUCAGGACUUGAUGCACGAGCAGCUGCUAUUGUUAUGAGAACAGUUCGGAACACAGUGGACACUGGAAGAACGGUCGUGUGCACAAUUCACCAGCCAAGCAUCGACAUUUUUGAAGCUUUUGAUGAGCUCUUCCUGAUGAAGAGAGGAGGUCAGGAGAUUUACGUCGGGCCAUUGGGCCGGCAUUCAUGCCAUCUGAUCAAGUACUUUGAGGGAAUCCAAGGAGUAAGUAAAAUCAGAGAUGGAUGCAACCCCGCAACAUGGAUGCUCGAAGUUACUAGCUCGGCGCAGGAGCUCGCUCUCGGGGUAGAUUUCACUGAUCUAUACCGUAACUCAGAUUCAUACAGGAGGAACAAGGCACUAAUCCAGGAGCUCAGUAGAACUCCUCCGGGCUCGAAAGAUCUGUACUUCCCGACCAAAUACUCUCAAUCGUUUUUCACUCAGUGCAUGGCCUGCCUGUGGAAGCAGCACUGGUCCUACUGGAGGAACCCAUCCUACACAGCGGUUCGGUUUCUCUUCACAACCUUCAUCGCCCUGAUGUUUGGUACCAUGUUCUGGGACCUCGGAUCCAAAACGAGUCGACAGCAAGAUCUGUUCAAUGCAAUGGGAUCAAUGUACACCGCGGUUCUCUUCCUGGGGAUCCAGAAUGCAGGGUCUGUACAGCCUGUAGUGGCGGUUGAGAGGACAGUGUUCUACAGAGAACGAGCUGCCGGAAUGUACUCUGCCCUUCCAUACGCGGUAUCGCAGGUGCUCAUUGAGCUACCUUAUAUAUUUGUUCAAACAUUGGUGUAUGGAGUCAUAACAUAUGCCAUGAUCCAAUUUGAGUGGAAAUUGGAGAAAUUCCUUUGGUACCUCUUCUUCAUGUACUUCACACUGUUGUACUUCACCUACUACGGGAUGAUGGCAGUAUCCAUGACCCCGGACCACUACAUUGCAGCAAUAGUCUCCUCCUUUUUCUAUGGCAUAUGGAAUGUUUUCUCGGGAUUUAUCAUCCCUAGACCGAGGAUGCCUAUCUGGUGGAGAUGGUACUUUUGGGCUUGCCCUGUGUCAUGGACCCUGUACGGAUUAGUCGUGUCGCAGUUCGGGGACUUAACAAACAAGCUCGACAAUGAUCAGACGGUGGAACAGUUCCUGAGAGACUACUUUGGAUUCAGAAACAACUUUUUGGGAGUGGUUGCGGCUGUGGUUAUCUGGUUCGUGGUUCUGUUCUCAUUCAUCUUUGCGUAUUGCAUCAAGACCCUCAACUUCCAAAGGCGAUAGAAUUACCAAUGAUAUUGCCCAUCUUCUUGAAAUUUUUUUGCAUCUCACCUAUGUUGAGCAUAGUCAUGGAGCAUGAAGCUCCAAACCUAUAGUUUAAGUGGUUCUUUUUCUUUUUCUUUUUUAUAUUUUUUUUGGUGCCUAGAAACAUUACAUUCCAAACGUCCAUAUUUAUGAGAGAGACCAAUUCCUCCGACCAAUUCCUGCGAAUUCUGCCGACCCACUCACUUGUGGCAAUCUUGUAAUUUCAAUAUAAAGCAGGGGCAUUUAUGAGAGGUUCGGCAGUACGGCGGAUGAAAAAGUCGGUGGAAAUAGCAUUUAUGUAUAUUUAUAGGGUAAAUUGAACCAGUGGUCCAAAAUGUUUUAUAAAUAUUUCAUGAUGGUUCAAAAAAUUUUUUUCGCUA
This is a messenger RNA of Punica granatum (pomegranate), 4898 nucleotides long. The record is from RefSeq and is a predicted model, not a curated record. NCBI's taxonomy places the organism in Eukaryota, Viridiplantae, Streptophyta, Magnoliopsida, Myrtales, Lythraceae.